AUGGGUCGGAUGAUGGGAGGAAACGUGAGCCUCUCGGAGUCCGAGGACGAGAGGGAGCAACAGCCUGUGGAGGUGGAAGUGGAGGAAGCGCCGCAAGAAGCGGUGAUAGUGCCUCCGACGUCGCCACCAGCGGAGCCAGCGCCCUCAGCGCCAGCAGUAGAAGCGCUCUCAGUGGAGGAGCCAACGGAGGAGGAAAUGGUGGAAGAUUGUGGGAUUGGAGCAGGCAUGACCUUUGCUCAGGUAGCCGAGAUGGCUACAGAGGCUGUGAGUCGAGCACAGCACCAGUUGGGCCGCUUGAGAGACAUGGAGUUCGAACUCGAGGUCGCCGAGAACCAGGUCGAGUUCGUUUCGGAGAGAGCUCCGGAGACGCCGGUGCCGGAAACAGUUCCAGAGACCCUGCCGCCAGCUCCAGUUGUGAAAGCCAUGCCCAAGAAGGUCGUGAGCAAGAAGAUGCCGAAGCCGACAGCACCGCGGCAGCCGCCACGGGGAUCGGUCGGCAGGAUCCCAGCUACAAAGUCAACUUCGAGCAGAGUGGUGGUGGAGAUGCCGACCUCGUCGGGAUCAAGUCCAAGUGUGGUGUUGAAUGAGCGGGCGAACAGAGUGUUGCCAACUCCACCGCCCCCGGAGCCGAUCAACGAGGCCACCUGGGCUACAGCGCCACCGCCAGUGGCCGCAGAACCUGCCGAAGCCACCACCGCCUCCAGCGGAGUCACGGUCAUCAAGGUCGAGAAGCCGCAGCCCAAAAGGGGUGAAGGUGAUCGUGAUUACCAAGAAGUGAUCCCACCAAGCAGGAUCCUUAAUUCGCCCAUUUCCUGCCCAUCGGGUUCAGGACAGAAGCCGCCAAUGGAGCAAAACAUGAGCAUGGUUGACCCUGCUUGCAUGGUUGAUCCUCUUGAGCUGGUUGUGCGUAGGAGCAGUGAGCUUGGUUGUGCAGCUGGUAGUGGACAGGAGCAAGCUAGUGGACAAGAGCAAGCCAGCAGUGAAGCCGUAGAAGAAGAGCAGUUUUGGUGGAUUUUACAAGACAGUGAGAUUGACUUUGACCUUGCCAGUCAUGUUUUGCGUGGACAUUUGCCGUACAACUCCUCUUGCGAAGUCUGUGUCAGGUCCCGUGGACUCCCCAAACCAGCCCGGGAAAGGCCCAGAGAAGAGGUCAUGAAGCAUGAAGUGCAGGUAGAUCAAUUCUUUAAGUCCUCCAAGAGAUUCAUUGUGGUAGUUCAUGUCCAGAGUGUUGCGUUUGGUUGUGUAGACGGAGAAGCAGGUAGACCGACAGUGGUAGAGCAGAUUGGCGCAUGGUUGUUGCAUUUUGGACUUGCAAAUGUGCGUGAAGGAGUAGUUUUCAGGUGUGAUGCAGAGCCGUACAUGAGAACGCUUCUCACUGAGGUGCUGUCAGGUCACAGCACACUGCAAGGACCGAUAGAGCAGUUCAAUCCAGCAAGGCACGCCCCAGCCGCAGAGAGAGCAGUCAGAGCUUUGCGUGAGUUGGGUAAUACCAUGUUGGUUGACAUGCAGGACCAUGGUGUUUGCUUGCGAGACACAAGUAGGUGCUACUCUUUGUUGUACAAUCAUUGCGCGCAUGCCCACAACAGAUAUGCUAAGAUUGCCGGCUCCGACCUCAGUCCGUUGCAGAGACUCAGAGGGAACACGCACAAGCCACAUCAGUUGUAUGUCUUUGGUGCCACAGUUUGUGCAGCAGCGCCAUCAGCAGCAGACAUGAUCGUUGGUCGAUUUGCGUUUGGUUGUUACCUCGGACCCGUGAUGGGAAGAACGUCACACCUUGUGAACCUGAAGUUGAGAGACGGGGCACUGAAGGUAGUCCAGGCAAGCUCUCUUAAGGUUGUGAUGCCACUGAGGUUCGAUCUUGAGCUCAUGGGUACGUUUGGUCGAAGGUCUGUUGGUGCGUUGCAUGAGCCCCCAAAGCCCCUUGGAGAUCCCGAAGACCCCGAACUUGUCACCGUUCCGUUGUCGAUUACCGAAGGUGGGAACCCUCCUGCUGAGUUCUUUCGUGAGCAUGGACCCACCAGAAGAUGUUUGGCAUGCCGUGGUGGUGACACACAUGGAGCCAAUCAUAACAGGGUUUGUCGAAAGAGGUAUCAAGAUUGGGUCAAGCUCCAAAAGAAGCUUGAGAGUGAGCCCCCUUCUGAGAAGUCGAAAGACCCCUACUUGCCUGAAGUUGCAGUUGACAAGCCAGUUGACGACUUGUUUGAGCAUGAUCGGCCGCUUGAUGUUGGAGAUUACUUGCCUGGCAGGGACGCCAACAUGCAAGACUACGAAGAGUACGUCCCAGACUCCGUGGACGCCCCCGGAGCAUCCGGACCAGCGUCAGCCUCAGACUACGCCCCCGGAGCAUCCGGACCAGCGUCAGGUUCAGACGCAGCCCCCGGACUAUCCGGACCAGCUCAGGACCAGCAGUAUGCAGAGCCAGGUGCACCUUCCGAGCCCAGAGGUGCAGGCGAACAGCAUGAGCAUUCCCCCGGACCGUUCGGGAACUCCCCGGAUACCGCCGAGGACGUUGAAAUGCUUGACAUGUUUGUUGCGGAACCUGAGCCUGAGUUGUUGUCUUGCGUUGCAGAAAGUGUUAUCCAGCAUGUGGUUGACAAUGUUCACUUCAAGACCAGUGUCUUCUCAGAUUUGUCGGAUCCUAGUUGGUUGAACCUUACGUUGAAUGACAAACGUGUGAAGCUUGAGCGCCCUAAGUUCAUCCGGGAUGACACCAACGGAAAGCCCCUUUGCCCCAAGAUGGCUGAAGAAGGGAUGGCCAAGGAGAUUAGAGCCCUUGACUCUUUGAGGGUUGGUGACCUUCUGACUAAGGCUGAAGCCGAUGAAUAUGCCAAGCAACACAGGUUUAAGAUUCUUUCCACUAGGUGGGUUUCGGUGGGGAAGAAGGAUGGUGAAACGAAGCUUGACAUUGUCAGGUCCAGAGUGGUCGUCAGAGACUACGCGAGCGGGUCCCCGACCGCCCCGGAGCUUGGCAUCUCGUCGCCAACAAGCAGCAACGCGGCCUUUAGGUUGUUCUUGGUUUUUGUCUCCGCCGCAGGAGGAGAUAUCAUACUUGCAGACGUGAGCACAGCUUUUUUGUUCGCAGAUGUUGUCAGCCCGGAAGUUGUCAUGAUGCCCCCAAAUCUGAAGUACCCAGACGGGUCUAGGGUGUACAUGAAGUUGCGGAAAGCGUUGUAUGGGUUGAGGUCAGCGUCUCUUGCUUGGUACCAGUUGUUGCGGAAGCUGGUUGAAGAACUUGGACUUGAAGCUUGCGAAACCGAGAAGACAAUUUUCACUGGAUACUUUAUCUUUGAGCGUGAGUCGCACUACAUGAUCUUGCUAGUCUAUGUUGAUGACUUGAUGCUUGGUUGUCGUAGUACGAAAGCAGCCAAACAGUUUGUGAAGUUGUUUGCCAAGAAGGUGAAAAUCAAGCUUGCCGGAGUUCUGUCCGAGGACGGGAAGGUGAGUUUUCUUGGCAGGAAUAUUCGGAGACAUGACCAGUCGUCUGGUAUCUUGGUUGGCUUGCCUGAGGGAUACUUUAGAACUACGUAUGAGGCCUACGGAAUCAAGAAACCGUCGAUCGUGGAUGAUGGCAUGGAAGUCCAGGCCCAGCAGCAGCCGCUGAGCCCAGAAGCGAGCUCUAGGUACAGAAGUGCAGUUGGCAAGAUUGCUUGGGGUGCCCAAACCAUGAUUAGCCUCACCUACUUUAUCAGCAUCUUGAGUCGAGGCCAGUCUCAGCCCCUUGCAGUGCACGAGGCCUGUCUGCGUGCUUUCUUGAGGUAUCUGUUGUCCAUAGAGAACCAGGAGCAGCUGUUGUGUUGCGAUGAUAAUGCAGGCCGGAUUGUCGCUUUUGUUGACAGCAAUUGGGCCUUUACGAGGCAGCAGACGUCGAUCGCAUUGAGCAGCGCAGAGGCGGAGUUAACCGCCAUUUGCGAAGGCAUGAAGGAGUGCAUUGGCUUGUCUGUGCUUGUGAAGCAUGUGUACCGGAAAGAGUUGGAAGAGAGUCAGGCACAUCGAUAUUCGCUUAUGUUGGGUCCAGGCAUGAGCGCAAGGGAGAGGCCAGUCCCCGAGUCGGAGGACGAGAUGGACCAAGCGCAGAGGGAGAUGAACCUCCUCGAGAGCUGGGGAAGGCCACAGCCCACGCAGCCCAUGGACACAAGCGCGAACCUGCGCAAGCGAGAGGACGCGGAAGGGGAAGCAAACGACAGGGCAAGCUCAAAGUACCGCAAGAGCCAGGGAAAAGGCAAGAGCGGACAGCCUCAGCCUCUGAGAAGCCGGCGUCAAGUCACGACGCAGGAGGGAGCCUCGCAGCAGGACUGCCAGGAGCUCUGCAAAAUGAUGAGCCGGCUGCUGCUUCGCCACGAGGACCAGAUGAGCAUCGACCGCACCCAGCACGGCUUCAUUAUGUUCUUCAAGAAGACAGAGAUCAGCAUCAUCCCCACCUUCCAGGAGAGAGCGGAGGCAUGGAGGCAGAUCAAGCUGACCAAGCCGCAGGACCUCACGAUGAGUCUGCACGUUGCACUGUCAAUGACAAUGUUCAAGGAGAUCCUGACGCGCCUGAACAACACCACUCCGGGAGCCUCUACCGACGCCAUGAUCAAGCUCAACUACCUCACGAAGGACCUGAAGCUCCCCUACUUGGAGUACAAGGCGGAAAGCAAGGCCAUGGUGAUCAAGGAGGAUCUGGAGCCGGUCACGCUGGAGGACAUGAAGAAGCGCGUAGGCCGGUUGCAGGAGCUCUGUGCUCUGGAGAACUUCGUGCUCAGGUUCCACUCCACGAGGCCGAUGCCAGAUGGCCGCGCGGAAACCAUACCGUUUCUGCUUCAAAUUGGGCAUCGCACUCAGGCAGCGAUGGAGGUGUGGGCCACGCUCCAACAGUUGU
Messenger RNA from Symbiodinium pilosum, 4858 nucleotides. The record is from the annotation of a GenBank genome assembly. NCBI's taxonomy places the organism in Eukaryota, Dinophyceae, Suessiales, Symbiodiniaceae.